This is a messenger RNA of Pocillopora damicornis (cauliflower coral), 1492 nucleotides long. Its product is annotated as deoxyribonuclease TATDN1. Gene Ontology annotation, cellular component: cytosol. The record is from RefSeq and is a predicted model, not a curated record. Gene Ontology annotation, molecular function: 3'-5'-DNA exonuclease activity. NCBI's taxonomy places the organism in Eukaryota, Metazoa, Cnidaria, Anthozoa, Scleractinia, Pocilloporidae.
AAAGGUCAGCAGUAAUAUCAAGACAAUGUUUUGUUGUGUAACACAAUUAGACUGUAUCCAUGAUUCCCAAGAUGGCGGCUGCGUCGCUCCGGUUCAUUGACAUCGGAGUUAAUUUAACAGAUCUAAUGUUUAAAGGAAUUUAUCAUGGAAAGCAAGCUCAUGUAGAUGAUUUUACAGAGGUACUUAAGAGGGCAUCUGAUACUGGUGUGCAAAAGAUGAUGAUUACAGCAGGAAAUUUAUCUGAGAGUCACAAUGCACUGGAGCUUGCACAAACAAAGGGUAAUAAUCAGAGCUACAAUUCUGCACUUUUUAACAAAGAGCAACUUUUGUUGAUUUUUCCAGACUAUGACAGGAUCCAUUUUUGUCCAAAAGAAGUUCAGUUAAAAUAUUUUGAGAAACAGUUUCACUUAGCGGAAGAAACCAAACUACCUAUGUUUCUACAUUCAAGAAGUGCACAUCAAGAUUUCAUUGAAAUCAUCAGACGAAAUAGAGAUAGAUUUGUUGGUGGUGUGGUGAGUCCCAGUCAUCAGAUUCUUGAAUCAAUUCUAUCUUUAAAGUACGAGUUGAUUUUGCCAGAAAAACGGGCGUGGGGUCAUUUAGUUUUCUGGGAAUUUCAAUUUAUAUCUCCAAAAUCUCCGUUAAUUCGUUCUUUAUUGGAAGGCGUAGCCGUGUGGUUAUAUGCGCCUUGGUGUGAUAUCCGUCCCACACAUGCUGGCUUUAAACACGUUAAAACAAAGUUUGAGAGCAGGAAAAAGGAGAAAUGGCAGGCAGGACAGUGCGUGAAAGGUCGUAAUGAGCCUGCGAACAUUGUACAAGUGUUAGAGGUUGUGGCGGGAUGCCGAGGUGAAGAUGUUCAGUCACUCGCUGAAACUGUCUACGAGAAUACAAUGAAUUUGUUUUUUAGAUAGCAGGACCUUGGUUAUUUUCGUGGCCUGAAGAAAAUAUCAAGAUAGCAGAGAACUUAACAUUCACGUUCAAGCUUUCCUAUUUGUACUCCAGCCUUUGCAUUUGUAAGGGUACCACUACUUUCAAAAGGAGCUCCAACGGUCAAACGAUCGGACACACAGACGAAAAAAUGUAGAAACAGUUUGACAGUCAGACAGGCUGACAGAUAGACAGACGAACAGGCAGAUAAACAGACUGACAGAUAGAAAAACAGACAGACAGACCGACCGACAGGCUGUUAGACGGAUAGACAGGCAGAUAGACACACAGGCAGACGAAAGGCUUACAAAUCAAUUGUAUUUGGUCGUCAAUCAAGAGUUGUUGGGUAGAUAAAUUCAAUUAAAAAACAAUAAUAAUAACAUUAUGUACAAUAAUACAGAAUAUUGAGAGAAAAAAUAACCCAAAAUGCUGUAAACUUUUGAAUUUGAAAAAAAAUAUCUAGACAUCUUCUUUCACAAAUCACUUGGAACCUUGAAAGAAACGACUUUCGUUAAAAUUCAAUGUAUGCUUGACCAGAAAAUAUAAAAGCACUCCUGCUUGCAGGCAU